AUGGUGGAUGGUGUUCGUGCAAGAUUAGUUGACAAAGACUUUGCUCCGAAGUGGGAUCCACCGAGCUUAAGUGAAGUAACCAAGGACAUGGUUGACUGUUAUUUUGCUCCACUUUCUGAACUUGAGCCUGAGCUAAACCUGCCCACGGCAUUGCGAGAACCUUCCAUGUGA
Molecule: messenger RNA, 171 nt
Organism: Ilex paraguariensis (yerba mate)
Lineage: Eukaryota; Viridiplantae; Streptophyta; Magnoliopsida; Aquifoliales; Aquifoliaceae
Source: the annotation of a GenBank genome assembly